Helianthus annuus (common sunflower) is the source of this 575-nucleotide messenger RNA. RefSeq lists its product as uncharacterized. Bases 141 to 470 code for a protein of 109 amino acids. The transcript has a single exon. Lineage: Eukaryota; Viridiplantae; Streptophyta; Magnoliopsida; Asterales; Asteraceae. The record is from RefSeq and is a predicted model, not a curated record.
CAAUUGGUGGUAGAUAAGAGUGAGGUUCUGCAAACCAAAAAACCCACCCAACAUUCCCCCAUUAAAGAUAUUUUCAAGUUCAAUACCCAAAACCCCCAAUUUUCGAUAUCAAAUUAGGGUUUCAUAUUUCAAAUUGUGUGAUGGCAGUUUCUGAUAUGGUUGUGGGGAAUCUGAUGAUGCUGUAUUUGGCGGUGAUCGCGGCGAUCAAGGGGUACGGGCAGGUGACCGGGAGGAGCUACGGUGGAGUAACGGUGUUGAUAUUAUCGACAGCUGCGGUCGGAGUUUUGUUGCUCGGAGCGUUGACGUGGGACGUGUCUCGGAAGGCUGCGACGUAUGCGGUGGUGACACGUGUCGGUGAUGAUGUGGAGCAUGAGAUGUGUCGUGGUGGGAUUUGUUGGCAUGGGGUUGCCGUCAAGUCGCCGGCGUCGGACCUCCGGUUUAGGCUGCCGCAACGUCAGCAUAUUAAUUAACGGCCAAUGAGAAAUAGUUAAUUGAAUCUGAAUAAUGAGUAAUGACAUAAUGUCUGUAAUAUAUAUUGUUGGUAUAAUAUAAUGGAAAACUUUUUUCUUUAUGUU